Chondrus crispus (carragheen) is the source of this 244-nucleotide messenger RNA. RefSeq lists its product as hypothetical. Lineage: Eukaryota; Rhodophyta; Florideophyceae; Gigartinales; Gigartinaceae. The record is from RefSeq and is a predicted model, not a curated record. Bases 1 to 234 code for a protein of 77 amino acids. The transcript has 2 exons.
AUGGAGGUUUUGCCUUGUUUGGACACGGGCAACUGCUCGUGCACGGACACUCACACAUGUAAGUGUGUUGAGUGUCCCUGUUCCAACCAUCUCUUAAGAGAUGGUUGGAAACAGGGAGGAAGAAGACAGGGGUACGGGAUACCGCCGUGGCUAUCCGAUCAGCACUUGUUUGUGGUUACACCGUCAAGUAGACCGAGGCCAGGCACUCUUCCUUGUGCUCGGUGGGAUGGCUAGAGACGACAUU